Rhipicephalus microplus (southern cattle tick) is the source of this 645-nucleotide messenger RNA. RefSeq names its product CHH-like protein. Gene Ontology annotation, molecular function: neuropeptide hormone activity. Gene Ontology annotation, cellular component: extracellular region. Lineage: Eukaryota; Metazoa; Arthropoda; Arachnida; Ixodida; Ixodidae. Gene Ontology annotation, biological process: circadian rhythm. The record is from RefSeq and is a predicted model, not a curated record.
GCGCGCACACUCCAGCUGGUCUAGUAGAGGUUAAUCCUAAAAGGCAGAUGUAUUUUCACUGACGCGAGGCCCGAUGGUGAAUACCUUACCUCCUGGCGAACGUCUUUGACUGGUUUAUGUCGAAUAAUCACCACGAGGCAAUAGCUGUGCGAGCCCCCGUUCAGCGUUCUCACGGAAGAAAGAAAAGGCACAAGUCACAAACCAUGAGUGCUGGCUUCCUGCUGGUGCCCGUUCAUUGUCUGGCGUCUGCACUGCUCGUGUGCUUGUUUAUGGUGCUCACGCAGCCCCUCGUUUGCGCGGCACUCGACCACCACAAGCGCUCUUUCUUGGAGCUGGGCUGCCGCGGCAACUUCGAGCAGUCAUACCUGGCCCACCUCGAGCGCAUCUGCGAAGAGUGCUACCAGCUGUACCAAAAAUCAGAGGCCUACAACCUGUGCAGAGACAAUUGCUUCAAGAACGAAAACUUUGACCUGUGUGCUGAGGCCCUUCUAUUGAAAGGUGAAAUGGCCGACCUGCGACGCAUGAUCAACUACCUCCACGGAUGAUCCGGGGCCACUGCAUAUCUUCUUGUAGCCAUUGCCCAAAGUGGGCCGCUGCGCGUUGUCAUGCACCUUAGGACUUCAAAUAAAGUUUCGCAUCCAAUAA